Molecule: messenger RNA, 1925 nt
Organism: Siniperca chuatsi (mandarin fish)
Lineage: Eukaryota; Metazoa; Chordata; Actinopteri; Centrarchiformes; Sinipercidae
Gene: tango2
Product: transport and golgi organization 2 homolog (Drosophila)
Exons: 10
Coding region: 328-1158 (276 amino acids)
Biological process (GO): Golgi organization; protein secretion
Cellular component (GO): Golgi apparatus
Source: RefSeq, a predicted model, not a curated record
GCGGUUUAUGAGACGACUGGAGACACAAAUCGAGGUCACUCAAUGUGAAUACUUCCUCUUAGUUGUCAAAGCGAGUGUAAAGGGACAGUGAGUGCAACUAGCCGACACUACACAGCGGUAAACUGAGUAGAAGACAACGGGCAAACAAUUAGCUGAGCAAAUGAUAUUUGCAGUCUAAUGUGUGGCGCAUAGCUUAGGGGUACACACACAGUAUGCACUCUGGAUGGUCCAUUUGUUUAUCCUACAGUCAAGUAACGUUACACCAUAUAUGACAACGAUUCGAAGGUGGAUUGAGUGAAACCUUGUCAUCGAUCCCACAUUACAUCCAUGUGUAUAAUUUUCUUCAAGUUUGACCCCCGGCCUGCAUCCAAAAGUGCCUACAGGCUCAUUUUGGCUGCAAACAGAGAUGAGUUCUACAACAGGCCGUCCAAAGCUGCAGACUUCUGGGGGACCAACAGCGAGAUCCUCAGUGGCCUGGACCUGGAAUAUGGUAAGGAAGGAGGAUCAUGGCUGGGGAUCAGCAAGCUGGGCAAGCUGGCUGCGAUCACCAACUACAUGGAAGGACGUCCCAACCCUGAUGCACAAGGAAGAGGAUUUCUAGUGUCUAACUACCUUAUGGACAAGGAUCAGGAUAGCUACUCCUACCUGAAGAAGGUGUCGACAGAAAGUCACUUGUACAACGGCUUCAACCUCAUCACAGCGGAGUUCAAAGCCAAACAAGACAUUGUGUGUUACUAUGGAAACAGAGGCAGCUCUGAACCCAUCCGUCUAAAACCAGCAGGAAUCUAUGGCUUGAGUAAUUCAUUGCUGGACACUCCAUGGAGGAAACUGCUGCAAGGCAAGCGUCACUUCACCAGUGUUGUCAACAACCAGUCCCUGUCCUGCGAUGGACUUGUCCAAGAGCUGCUCAACGUUCUCAAUAAUGAGGAACUGAACGCACCUGAUCCAGCUCAGGAGAGCCAGGGUGAUUUUUACAGCAAGUCCAUGAUCCAGGCUCUGUCAGCGGUGUGUGUUCGCGCCCCUCAUUAUGGUACAAGGACCAAUACAAUUAUCCUGAUAGACGCAGAAGGUAAUGUGACCUUCACAGAACGCACCAUGUCCAAUUGUGACACAAGCAAAUGGAGCACCAGUUCUUUCCAGUUCAAACUGCAGGUGUGAAGACAUGAUGGAGGAAACCCACUCUGUGCCUUUAUGCCCCCCCUCCUUCUCCAGCUGCACUUCACCAUAGCAGCUAUGUGAACAUGAAGACUCAUCUGCACUUUUUCUUCAUUAACAUCAGUGAUAUGUAUUUGUUGUUCUUGAUUUUAGUUAAAAUGGAUCUUUUGAACAUGUGUGCUAAUUUGAAAGCUUGCCAAAGAACAUUUAUAAUUUUGUAGAGGAAAAUAUUUUAUUUUAUGUCACAAAACAGCAGGGUUGGGUUGCUUCAAAAAGUCUAAUCCAUUACAGAUUGCUGGUAACCUGCUUUGAACUGCAAUCAACACCGCCGUGCAAGAUUAGUUUAACGCAAUGUAAUUUAUUCUUGUUGGUGUCAGAUUUGUACCUUUAAAUCCAUGAUAUGGACUGAAUAUACACUUUAUGCACAAUUUCCAGACUGCAAUUUGAAAUGAUUUUCUGUUUUACACAAUGAGAAUUCAUAGGGUCACCAGUAUUUUUCUAGAGAAUGUGUAAUCUGAUUUAAGGUCACAGUAAUUAUCAUAGAUUAGCGUUACCAGCUACUUUUUAAAUUCCUGAUUACUGUAACCCUGUUACAUGUAAUGAAUUAUUUAGGCCCCAACCCUGCACAACAGUAGUCUCAGUGUUGGUUACAACAGAUAUUUCAAUGUGCAAUGAAAAUAGUUUCAGGCACUGAAUCUCUGACCUCUUCCAUGGUAGAAUAAUGCAUUUUACAGCUGCUUGACAAUAAAAACAAUUUAUCCAAACACUCA